AUGUAUUACGAUUAUUAACAAAAACUAACUUAUACGGAAUAAUAAAGAAGGAAAAUAAAAGAGUACUUCGAUAAGCAUGAAUUCUAAAAUCUAAGGUAGUACAAUAAAGUUUCAGAUUACGAUCUGCCAGUUUUUCCAAAAACAGUAAUCCGCUAAAUUCUUUCAUCGAUGAGAAAUGAAGAUGGAUAUUAAUGCUAUAUGCUUAUGGGGUUUAUGAAUAAAUUUAUAUAAGAAAAAAUAAAUAAACUAAGCGAACUUAAAUAUUUAGAUGAAUAAAAAUAUGAAAAAGACAGAUUUUGCGAGUUAUCAUAUGGUACAUAUAUUAAUGCGAUCAAAUAAAUGAAGUGGUUUCAUGAUAAUGAUUUUGAUUUCAAAACAACCAUGUAUAUUAGGGAUUAAAAAGGUAAUAUAGUCCAUAAAAUGCCUAAAAAGUUAUAUUAAUUUAAAUCAAAAUACUACCAAGGAGAUCAAGAAUUAAAAAAUAAUUCUUUUAGAUACUACGAGAGUUUAUUUUAUGAUGACGCAUUAGGAUAUAAACAUUUUCAAGAAAUUAGAAAUAAUAGAUUAGCAUAAGAAAAUUUGAAAUUAUAAGAAGGAUUUGAUAAUGGAAAAAGUAUAUUAGAAGAUGAAUUUGAGAGAGAAGAAAGAUUAUAUGAAUUUGAUUACCCUCAUCACAAUGAAACUGAAUCUAAUAUCAAAGAAACACAAAAAGCUGAAAUGAUUUUUUAAGAAAAAUUAUUUCAUGUUUACAGAAUCUUAUUUGGUAAUCCAAGUUAAUAUACAUUAAAUCAAAGAAAAAAGCAUUUUGUUUUGAUGGUAACAUAUUUCCUUUAUGACCCAAACGAUAAGCUCCUGAAUGAAAAGAUGGUACCAUAUUAUUGUAUUUUCUCAGAACAUUUAGAAUAUUAAACAAUAAUUGAACCUUUGGAUAGCAGAAAUUAUUUAACCUACAGGGACCUAAAUGAGUAUCCUAUAUAGGCAACUUACAACAAGAUGAUAUUUCAAUUGGAAGAAUUCCUGAAAAAAAAUCCUGGCUUUGAAAAUUCUUUUAAUUUUUAAUAAAACUACUCCAUGCUUCUGUUUAAGACAAGGGCAUAUGAUAAAUGUAUUGAUUUUAUAGUAAAGACAGGUAUGCCAAAAUUACCUAGUUCUAUUUAUUAUAGUUUUAAUAGUUAAAGUGAACAUGAUUGUUUAAGCUUUUCAUUAAAAGAAUUUUGGUAUCCUUUAUUUUAGAGAAUAAAUUGUGAUCAAUUAGAAUAUAUGUCAUAUUAAGUUGCAAGAGCGGCCUUUGAUAGAAAUGAAGUACUUUAAUUAAGAUUUUAUAAUACAUUGUACAAUUUAGUCCACAAUACUAAUUAAUCUGCAGAAAUUGUUCAUAAAGUUGGUAAUGUAAGGUAUACUCCAGACAGAGAAGAAUUCAUUUAGCAUAAUUGGAAAGCUAUUGGAAUCAAUCCUAAAUGCUCUUCAGCUCAUAAUAGUCUAGCUAAAUUUUACAUUGAAAAAAAUAAACCUGAGUUAUAUUUAUAGGUCAUGGAAUCUUUCUGCGAAUUUAAGUCUAAUGAAUUACUAUUAUUAGAAGGUAUUGAAAAAUUUUUUAGUUAAUUUUCUCUUUAACAACUAUCUAAAUGUGUGGCACUGUAUAGGUAGUCUUCAUAUUUAACAAUCCAUAGAGGCAUUAAUAAACUUUUUGUUAAUUUAAAAUAAAAAUUCAAUCAGUAGUAACUCAUAGGAGCAUAGUAAAAACUUGAUUUCUUUAAAUGCAGAUUUAAGUUAGAGACUACUUAUUUGCAAUAUAUAUUAUUAUGUUUGGCAUAUAAGAAAUAAAUUUGCUAAUUACUUAUUUACAAGCAAGACUUUUAGCAUUUUGAUUUAUCAAUUGAAUGA
Molecule: messenger RNA, 1884 nt
Organism: Tetrahymena thermophila SB210
Lineage: Eukaryota; Ciliophora; Oligohymenophorea; Hymenostomatida; Tetrahymenidae
Exons: 1
Source: RefSeq, a predicted model, not a curated record